This is a messenger RNA of Elaeis guineensis (African oil palm), 1063 nucleotides long. The record is from RefSeq and is a predicted model, not a curated record. Lineage: Eukaryota; Viridiplantae; Streptophyta; Magnoliopsida; Arecales; Arecaceae.
AUGGACUUAGAAACUUUUCAAUCUCAUUUCUCCUUCCUCUUCUUUUCCUUCACUUCUAUAUUUCUGGUCUUUACUCUUUCACUUCAGCUUCUAAGGUCCCGGCCAUGGUGGUGCAAUUGCUCCGUCUGCGAGGCGUAUGUGACGUCGUCGUGGACCGCCGACUUCGAUAACCUUUGCGACUGGUAUGCCCACCUCCUCCAGCAAUCGCCGACACGCACUAUUCACAUCCAUGUGCUCUGCAAUAUCAUCACGGUCAAUCCCGACAACGUCGAGCACAUGCUUAAAACCCGAUUCGAUAAUUAUCCAAAGGGGAAGCCCUUCUCUUCGAUCCUCGGCGACUUCCUCGGCCGCGGCAUCUUCAACGUCGACGGCGACGUCUGGCGCUUCCAGCGCAAAAUCGCAACCAUCGAGCUCGGCUCCACAUCCGUCCGGUCCUUUUCCUGCCGCAUCGUCUCCUGCGAGAGCCGCCGCCGCCUGCUCCCUCUGCUCGUCUCCGUCGCUGACACCGUUCAGGUUCUCGACUUCCAGGACGUGUUCCGGCGAUUCUCGUUCGACAACAUAUGCAAGAUUUCCUUCGGGCUCGAUCCGGGCUGCCUUAAGCUCUCGCUGCCCAUGUCAGAGUUCGCGGCAGCCUUCGACACGGCCUCCAGGCUGUCGGCGUUGCGGGCCGCCGCAGCAGCGCCUGUUGUAUGGAAGGCCAAGCGGCUUUUGAACUGGGGUUCAGAGAGGGAGCUCCGGCGGGCGAUCCGUCUCGUCAACCUCCUAGCCGAUGAGGUCAUCCGCCAGAGAAGGAAGUUUGGCUUCUCGUCUUCCCAUGACCUCCUCUCCCGCUUCAUGGCCUCCAUCGACGACGAGUGGUACCUCCGUGACAUUGUCAUCAGCUUCAUGCUCGCGGGCCGCGACACAGUGGCUUCUGCCUUAACGAGCUUUUUCAUGCUCCUGUCGCGGCACACGGCCGUCCAGGCGAACAUUCGCAGAGAGAUCAAGCUGGUAACCAGGAGCGGCGGGGACGGCUGCGGUGCGUCGGUCGCGAGCUACGAUAUCACACCUCCGAUCCGAGAUU